This is a messenger RNA of Solenopsis invicta (red fire ant), 3846 nucleotides long. RefSeq lists its product as uncharacterized. The transcript has 8 exons. The record is from RefSeq and is a predicted model, not a curated record. NCBI's taxonomy places the organism in Eukaryota, Metazoa, Arthropoda, Insecta, Hymenoptera, Formicidae. Bases 718 to 2532 code for a protein of 604 amino acids.
AUGGUAGGUUAUCAGUCGGCGGAACAUCUUCGUCGCAAACGGGAACGCGAGCUCUUCGGUGUGGUAACGCGUGUAGUAGAGAAGAAACAAGAAUCAGAUGUGCGAACGUCAAUGUCUAACGCUAAAAUUAUAUCACCUGUAAAUUAAUGUUUUAUUUAAUCACGCAGGGAGAUAAAGUAGUUUAAAAGAAAAGAUUGCUAGUGUCUUCUACACAUUUUAAAAAAACUAAAACUAUUUCGUUACGUACGCAGUCAUUCGGAUAUUUUCCUGCCGAGACAUUCGCGAUUAUACUGAGAUACAGGCGUGUUCCCGUAAGUUGCAGUCGCACGAUGACCGCGACCGCGACCGCGCCAAGGUAAACGCCAGCAAGGAGGUCACGACGCCGGUGAAUUGUGUUAAGUGCACCAAGCGACUUAUCCAGCCAACUCCGCGAGAAAUCUUACCAUUAGUAGUGUACACGACGGUGAACGAUAAACGUCCGGCAAUAUAGCAUCUUAACGGUCGAUAUCGAACCGAUAAAAAAAAAGAUAAAGACAUCUACAUCCGUCGUAGUAAAGUUUUUGGAAUAAGACAAGCGAAGUAAUAAGAUAAUAAGAAGACUGCCGGGAUGCUGCACGAGGAGCUGUUGAGCUCCAGCUAACACGUGGCGAUUACGCGCACACUCUGCAGUUAUAAGGGCAGGACGGUGUUUCGUCGUGAGAGGUUGGGACGUCCAGGAUGCCAGGGGUGUGGAAGUUGCUACAUACGCUGGUCUAUAUGGUGGUUGGCUUGAAGAGCAUCAGUAGCAACAGCGACAUUUGGCCGCUGGAGAGGCCUGACGGCAUGCCAGCCAUUCAAUCUUUAGAGGUAAUGUGCGGAAAAGAUCAUAUGGAUGUCCACCUCUCGUUCUCACAACCUUUCGAAGGCAUCGUAUCGUCUAAAGGCCAACACGCGGAUCCACGUUGCAUUUAUGUUCCACCAUCCACUGGACAGACGUUCUUUUCCUUCCGGAUAGCUUACGCGAGAUGUGGUACAAAGCCGGACAUGCACGGACAGUUUUACGAAAAUACGGUAGUGGUCCAGUACGAUAAAGACUUACUCGAGGUUUGGGAUGAGGCUAAACGGCUGCGAUGCGAGUGGUUCAAUGAUUACGAGAAAACAGCAUCGAAACCACCAAUGGUUAUUGCGGACCUCGAUGUGAUACAACUGGAUUUUAGAGGCGACAACGUAGACUGCUGGAUGGAAAUUCAGCAUGGCAAAGGUCCAUGGGCGCCACCCGUGUCCGGUAUCGUGCCGCUCGGUUCCACUCUUACUCUGGUUGUUGCCAUAAACGAUUAUCGAGGUGAGUUUGACAUGCGGGUCAAGUCGUGCGUGGCUUCGGACGGAGGCGGUCACACGAUACAGCUCAGUGACGAGUUCGGCUGCGUGCUAAGACCGAAGAUGAUCAGUCGGUUCUUGAAGGCACGCGGUUCGGACGACCGUGCAACCGUCAUCACAUAUGCUUUCUUCCACGCGUUUAAAUUCCCGGACGCAUUAAGCGUUCAUAUCAAAUGCAAGGUGGAGAUAUGUCGGCACGGUUGCCUGGAUCAUUGUCAAUUGAGCGGAUCUGCAACUCACUACAUUCAAGAAAGAAAGGAUCAAAUACGACCGCAAUAUAUAGAGAGUACAGCAGCCUCUAUUCUCUCGAAUCCCAGUAAUCCCAGUGACAAUGCUAAUAGCAGCAUAGAUAGAGACAAAGACAACGAAGAUGCGGUUGGCAAUGUAGAACAAGGAGAUGAUUCUCUUUAUGAUGAUGUCAUCCAGAAUGGCGAUGAAAUGGCUUCGAUCGGCGGACAUUUCCUCGAUGUUGAAAAGUCAAUUCCAAAAGCGCAGGCACAGACAAGUAAUCGAUUAUCAAUUUCGACUCUGACCGAAACACAGCACGAUAGUGAAGCUCAGCCCGAUGGUGCCGAUUUAUCGAAACCAUUUAUGGAACCAUCGCGGGUCAACAGGUAUAAGAGCGAGCAGGAUCAAUUUCCGCAUGGACCACGGAAUCUAGAGGAAGACAACGGCGCGGUGCCAGUGACGCCGCUUUCCGCCAGCAUUACCCGCCGAAAACGCUCCGUGACGGUGACGGACAGGAAAGCGCGUAGUGCCGACGUCGGCGUCAGCGGUAUUUACGAAGUCAUCUCCGAGGCGGAUCUGGCGUUUAGUCCGGACACGCAUGCCGAGGCGGUGACAGUUUUUCAGGGCAGAAUACGCGAGGAGGUCGUUUAUGGAAUCUGUCUGCCAAUGCCAGGUUUCAGCGCGCUUUUCAUCAUAGUCGCACUUUCGGCAGUAAUUUCCGCCCUCGUUGCUGGCGCGAUGUUGCAUCGACUGCAGGCGCAGCGGGACGUCGCCGCUAGUAGCAGAGAGAACGAUCAAACCGGACUACACGCUAACAACAACGGCUGGCUGCCUUAUGGUCUACUCCGUGUGCGCACGGCACGACCUCAUCAUUCCGACGAGUUGCAACAGAAGCAAACGAACGUAGCUUCGCAGAUUGCUGCGGAUCCAUCGGUUGAGCGAGGCUGACGACGUUUUAAUCCCACGUCGGCCUUAAGACGCGUCAGGGCCAGGUCUAAGGAGAUUAAGGAAAGACAAUGUGCAAUAAUACGCUGUACAAAGUAUCAUAAGUGCGAAAGGGAAGAGUUGCGCGCGGUUAUCGAUAUUAUAUCGAAAGAACAAGCAUUUUGUAAAGAAACACGCGGAGAUGAGUUAAAGAAAAUAGAACACUAUUAUUUGGCAUCAUUGUUUCAUUGUGAGUAUCCUCCUGCGAAUCGCGCGACGACACCGAAUUCUCGCGAAUUGCAGUCUUCGAGGACUCUAUCUCUAGUAGAUAUUUGCGUUACUCUAAUUUUAACGAAGCUAUUCCAUAACUUGCGUAACGUGAAUAUUAUCUCAAUCUCGUAACGCGAUGUUUCUUAUCAACCGUUAUAUCGUGUGUCGUAGUUUUCAAUACUCAAUUAAACACUAAUAAAUAGCGCAUUGUUAUGAAUAUUUCUCCUGAAUAUUAUACACUGAUGAUAUUACUCUCUCUCUCUCUCUCUCUCUCUCUCUCUAAAAAUAUUUUUAUAGAAAGAAUAAAUCUAUUAAAGAAAACUAAUAAUAAAUUUAAAAUCUCUUUGAGGUUUAUUAUUGCAAAAGCAACAAAACAACAAAAGUAAGGGUUCAUAAGCUAAAUAACAAAGGAAUGUAUUAUGAUAAACGAAUGGUCUCCAUAGAGUUGAAAUAAUUUUUGUUUGAUGUCCAAAUCUGCAGAACAAAAUCAUAGUUGGAUAACGAGAAUAUAUCUAGUCUUUAAUAUAAAUGAUACAAUUAAAUAAUUAAAAGAAUAUUAAAGUCAAAAUUAAAAAAGAACUAUUAAUUUUGUUAAUUCGAUUAAAUACUUUCUAUUAUGUUUAUCACGAUAUUGUGAUGUGGUGACAAAAUUUAUGAAGAAGGAGGACAAGUAAGUUCAAAACGUUCAUAAUUAAAGACUGUUUAACAUCUAUAAAGACUAUUUGUUUUUCAUAAUACAUCCCUUUGUUAUUUAAUUUGUAAAUCUAUUAAAAUAAUACUUAACUGUUACAGUGUAAUAUAAAAAACAGCACUUUGUACAAGCAUGAGUACUUUCGUGUCUGUGGUUCACAAAAAUCUCAAGAAUUCAUGAACGCACUUUCGAGAAUAAAUGUCUAUAUUUUAUUUUGGAAAAAAUAAAAUAUAAUUUUUCUUUAAAAUUUUGAAGCUUGAAUAGAAAUCCAUCAGACACGAAAUACUCUGGCUGUAUUGUAAGAGUAAAAAAAUAUUUUUUUGAAAAUAAUGAUUAUUAUUAAAAAGAUUAUACUAACAAAUUUUUUCUACGGAAUA